Messenger RNA from Bactrocera neohumeralis, 1643 nucleotides. RefSeq names its product ZZ-type zinc finger-containing protein 3 (gene Atac1). The record is from RefSeq and is a predicted model, not a curated record. Lineage: Eukaryota; Metazoa; Arthropoda; Insecta; Diptera; Tephritidae. Bases 230 to 1291 code for a protein of 353 amino acids. The transcript has 4 exons.
UCGCUUUCUUGUACUUUUUCUUUGGAAUAAAACUGGAAUGAAAAAGAUGAAGUAAAUGUGUUGCCACUACAGUUACGAUAUUCAAUACGAUCUACAGCCGUCAAUUAUUGCACAAUAUUAGUGCACAGCUGAUUAGUUGCUCACGCUCUAGCAGCUGGAAUUGAGAAGUUUCCGUCUAAUUUUACUAAAAGUGAAUUUUUGUUAAUAUUCGCAAUAUUUACGAUUUAAAAUGGACGAAAGUGAUAGUUGUGAAGAUGAUAAUACGUUCUAUUUUGAAAGUGAUCAUCUAGCUUUACGUGGUAAUGCCGAUUACACAAAUAUGCUGCGCACUAUAGCCGUGCUGGAGGUGCAAAGAAUGCGCGUGCACAAACAGUUAGAGGAGUUGGAAUUGGCGAGACAACGUUAUUUAAAUGAUCCAGAGUUACUGCUGCAAAAACUGCGGAAUAAUGAAGAAAUUAUAGCGCCAAAUUAUAUGACCAUUGAAAAGUUGCCCGAAAUUACCACCAAUUUGGACUUGCUACCGCCUGUAGACAUCAAAAUCAAAGAAGAGUCUGAUCCUGAUACAAAACCCGCAACAGUGCGUGGGCGCGUUGUAGACGAGUCUAAGCCCGAGACAUUUAAUCAGUUGUGGUCGUGCGAAGAGCAACGUCGCCUAGAAGAAUUGCUCAUCGAAUAUCCGGCUGAAGCGAUUGAAAGUCGUCGUUAUGUAAAAAUUGCCAAAGCUUUGGGCAAUCGUACACCACAACAGGUGUGUAGUCGUGUGCAAAAGUAUUUUCAAAAAUUACACGAUGCUGGUUUGCCCAUACCCGGACGUCGGCCAAAAAAUCGGCGCGGUGGACAAUCGAAAGCGAAGCAUUUCUUUCGGCCGACCACUUUCUUCCCAGCCUUUAAUGUGCCUGUACAUAUGCCGGAAGAUGACUUUUUAAUGGGUGAUUUACCAACGUCAAGUUCGCCAUUGCCAACAGACGCGCGUAAAGUCUUAACGGAAACGCCACUAGAAGAUGCCAUUGCGAACGGUAUUGAGGUGCAAAACGAUGACGACCGUGAACGUAUAAUAAAAAUAUUGACAAUGAUAAAGGAUGAAAAGUUGAAAACACCUGAAGGAUAUAAUCCAGAUCCAUUGGCGGCCAUGUGUGAAACAUGUCGCGUUACCGCCAUUUCACGUUUACGUUUUCGUUGCAAUACCUGUUAUAUAUAUUUGAAUCAAUGUUCCGAUUGUAUUGUGACCCAAUUGUUGGCGCACAACUUCGAGCAUCUGUCACACGAUGUGGUGACCGAGAGUGAUUUGUAGCAGUCACAAAAUUGAGGUGACCGCCCGUACGCCUGUGUUUAAUGUUUAAGCAAUAACCAUUUUCACCAAAAUCACACAUAUAGUUUUUUAUUAAAUUUAUAUUUUCAUUUAAUCGUUAUUUAAAUUCGGUUCUAAGUUCAUUAAACGCUGCAAAAAUAUUAAAAUUUCGAUGGUUUCGGUUAAAGAACUAAUUUGAAGAAUAAUAUAGUUACUUGUAAGCAUUCAUGCAGACACCGUGUGUGCAAAGGUGAGGUUUUAAUACCAUUAUUUUUGAUUAAAAUAAAAUGUAUUUCAUUAGUGUCACAUGUUACAUCAUCAGCAUCAUUAAAUCCAACUACAGUUUAUUUUCUUA